Molecule: messenger RNA, 1022 nt
Organism: Nematolebias whitei (Rio pearlfish)
Lineage: Eukaryota; Metazoa; Chordata; Actinopteri; Cyprinodontiformes; Rivulidae
Product: myelin and lymphocyte protein-like
Exons: 4
Coding region: 101-559 (152 amino acids)
Biological process (GO): myelination
Cellular component (GO): membrane
Molecular function (GO): structural constituent of myelin sheath
Source: RefSeq, a predicted model, not a curated record
AUAAGGGUCAGUUCCACCUGUAGCUGCUCCGUUAGUCCAGAGGAGACAGACAGGGCAGCUCGCUCGCUCACUGUUGAUCCAGCCGAAGGAAGAGGCAGAGAUGGCUGCUACCACUGCUCAGUCCAUGGGGACCCUGCCCAGCGGACUGGAGAUCUGCACCACGUUUCCAGAUAUAUUUUACUUGCCUGAACUGGUGUUCGGUGGUCUGGUUUGGAUUCUGGUGGCGUCGACCUAUGUGGCCCCACAGAACCCUCUGGGAUGGGUGAUGUUCGUCUCCGUCUUCUGCUUCGUCAUGACCUUCAUCUGGAUGAUCAUCUUUGCAGUCGGGGCUCAUAGGAGCAGUUCGGCCUGGGCAGCUGCUGACUUUGUUUACCAUUUCCUAGCCGUGCUCUUCUACCUCAGUGCAGGGGUGGAUUUGGCUUACAUCACGUUAAUAAUGAAACACAUAGAUUCAAGAAUGUACAAGAUUGAUAUUUCUGCUGUGGUUUUUGCCUUUGCAACCACACUCCUCUACUUCAUCCAUGCCCUCCUCUCUGCCAUCCGAUGGAAACAUUUCUGAAACCACACACUCCAUGAAAAGUGCUGCAGCAGUGCACAACACACAAAAAAAUCCCUACUCAGGAUUGUUUAUGAUUCUGUAUGCAUGUUUUAGAGAUAUACAAGCUGCUUAAACUCAGUUAAAGUUUAUUUUUCUAUUUGCAAAGAUGUUAACAAAAUAACUUAACAUUCACUAAAUAUAAGAGCUCAUCUUGAAACUUUUGAUCCCCAUAACUUAUGUUGCACAACAUUUAUUGAAGUGGGUUGAGACUUUCUGGAUGAUCACUGGGCAAUUUAGAAAAGGAAUAAAGUGAAUUAUUAAAAACCUAACUGAUAUUAUAGAAGCUAAUUUUAGAAUAUGUAGUUAACAAAAAUAAAAUGUAUAUGAAUAGUGAAGUAGAAAUUCUGCAUUUAUAUUAUUUGAAAAAGACAGUUCAAAUAAAAUAAACAACGGCCUAAUAAUUUUGCUAUUUUUUUUUUUUGUU